Messenger RNA from Amoebophrya sp. A120, 6927 nucleotides. NCBI's taxonomy places the organism in Eukaryota, Dinophyceae, Syndiniales, Amoebophryaceae. The record is from the annotation of a GenBank genome assembly.
GUUGAUUUUGAUCUAGUUCUCGCACCGUAAGAACAUAAGUACUUCUCGGGGCUUCAGAAAAAUAACAACCAUAAAGACCGUACGAAGAAGAUUUUGAAGAUGCGUCGCUACCCAAUUAUCAAUAUUCAGCGGGCUGUGUUGUCCGGCUUCACGCUGUUCUGGCUGGCGGUUUCGUGGUGGAGGUUGUGCACGGUGGAUCAGGUAGCGGCUGGUGACGAGGAGGAAGAGUUACAGAUCAAUCAAAACCAUUCGCCGCAGGCGGAGCGCGUGUUCAAAACCAAUUCCUCCAAGCUGCACCACCUGGACAUUUUUUGCGACGCUCUGCUGCUGUUCGGGAGCUUCUGCGGGCUUCUGGGCGUGUUGUCCGGAACGUAUCAAACGGAAAAAUCCCCCCUCCCCAUAUCGAAAUGGAAAUCUGUGAUGCAGGAUUUGAGGUACCAAAUCGACUUGUCAUGCUAGAAGGCCAAGAGCCGCAGUCGUGGUCUCGUUUGCAGGCAAUUUGUCAUGCUGUUUCCCACUCUCAGCUGCCUCCUAUCAUGCUGAAGAUGCAAGGCUCCCCCACGCCACCCAGCACUACAGUCCGCAUCUUUUUCCGUGUAGCAUGACACAGCUGAUUUGUGACAACAAAUCUGCAUCACAGAUUUCCGUUUUGAUAUGGGGAGGGGGGAUUUUUCCUUUUGAUAGAGCGCGGCUGUUCUACUUGAGCGGCUUGUCGCUGUUCACGGUCUGCCUGUUGUUUUUAUGCAUUGCAAAUAAAGUAUCGUACUCGUAUAAAUGCAUUACAAAUUCCCUCAGCAUGAGCAAUAAAAUUUGUCAUGCGGAUUUACCUUAGGGAAAAAAUUUGUAAUGCAUGACUGCAAGAAUUACUACGAGUCCGAUACUUUUGCACAGGAUAGUUUUCUGUGCCCGCAAAUUUGGUGAUCCACGGCUUUGUGCUGGUCUACGAAAUGUUCGUCACAGACCUGCGCAUCGUCACAGGCAGCGAGGUGAGUGGUCCGGGGCACCUCCAGGACGGUCUCGCUAGUAGCGGAGCGCACAGAGGCGCCGCGGGUACAACUACAACUGGGGAGGCCAUCAUGGGCCGCACGAGCGUGAGUAAUGAGUCUGAUCAUGCAGCCGGUGCAACGCAACAACAUGGAACCGAUUUACUGCCAGCCGUUCCAGCGGGAGCUGCAGCUUUCGGUCCGUCUUCCACCCCCAGAGAUGUUUUCGAGCCAAACGAGCUCACAGUCGUUUUGCACUAUCUGACAUGCGUGCUCACCGCGGUCAAGCACGCGCUAAAUUCGACGGACUUUCUUUGCCUGGUGUCGGAUGUGAUCCGGUUUUCGCUGGCCAUCGUAAAUUUGAUGUUUCUCCGGGGCUGCUUCGCGGUCCUCACGGAGUAUAUUUUUGACGACGACCUUCCGGAGAAUGUGAAUUUGUUGUGGUUCCGGUGGGACGCCGUGACGGCGAGCGAUAUUUUGCCUGUACGGAAGGGCAGCAGACACGACGACCGGAUGAGCUUUGGCGCAGGCGGCGGGGGACCAUUCGGGGGGCUCGGUAAAAUUGCUUUGAAGUUUUAGUAGUAGAGUGUUGCUUCGGAAGUUCUGUCACUUCUUUAGAUGGAAGAUUUUUAUGAAUUUGAGGAAUCAGGUUCGCCUUCGCCUGCUUCCAAUUGCCGUUUGCCGUCAAAAGGUGUUCCCAUCUUCGCCAUUCAAAUUUGACGAGACUGCGUCUAAAAAAUGCACAAUUGGAUGUUUCGUGUUUAGCGUCACAUUUAGAUGAGGUCGCGCAUUGAUUUUUUGAAAAUGUGUUGCGCGAAAUAAGAAAAAAAGUAGUUUUUGCCGCGUUUUUAACACACAAAAUUUUGUUGAAAACGAGUCCGGUCUUGCUCUCGUCUCUGAUCGUGGUCUUCUCAACCUGCGGAUGGACUUCAGGGCCUCAUUACUACACUCGCUUCUUGUACUAGUUGGACCCCAAAAAUAUCAUUGAUUUGGACAAAGAACGACUGUGUGGUUGUAAAAAGUGCGACAUAGUUCUUCUGGAGGACAAGAAAUUGCCCAACCACGACGUCCGCGAGUAGUUCUAAGAUGGCCGCCACGUGCGCAGCCCUUACUUCCUCGCGGGGAGAGGAAACUACAAGUAGAGAGGGUUCCUUCCGUGAUAGAAAGCCGCCUACAAGAACCUCCGCUGUAGAACAUCAAGCUCCACCUCCUGCCACCGUCGAAGAUGUUUCUGCCGAGCCGCCCUCGUGGUUCGACGAUAUCGCAAGUGGUUUCAAAUCGCUACUGGGCUGGGAGCAGGAGGAAGAAGACGAGAGCUGCGAGGAAGAUGACUGCCUACUCUGGAUGCACUACGACGAUGAUAAUCUGGAUCCAACAUGUAGUGUACACACUUGCCAAAGAAGCAGAAUCUCGACCACAAAUGACAACAUACCAGGUGACCCACUGCUUGACAGCUUCGCGACGCCUCUCUCGCUCACGCCGCGCGCCGGGUUCGGCACCAACCCCGGAGGUGGUAACGGUACUACGGCUUUGAACGGCGUGAGCAACGGUCGGCAGGCUGCGCUACUCGGCACCGCGGAUCACUUGUUUCACACCCCGACCGGAGCAUCCACUUCUGGUGUCGCCUCCCAGCCAAUCCAGGUGAUCAGUCCGAAGAGCGUGGCGCAUAUAUCGUGAGGAAAAGUCCCCCCUCCCCAUAUCGAAACGAAGUUUCUGAUGCUGGAUUUCCGCACACAAAUCAGAUCUGUCUUGCAGUAGAGGACUGCAGGCAUAUGUCAAGCCUCAGUCGAGAGGUUUUGACGUAGGCACCUAGCAUGACAAACGUGUAUGCUCUAUGCCCAACAGCAUCACAAACCGCCUGCAAAAUGCGGGGCGCUCUCACUCUGGACUUGCCUUCUUGCAAUACAGACAGGAUUUGAGGUCACAAAUGCGCAUCACAAAUUUUCAGACGGAUACGUUUUCAAUCUGGGGAGGGGGGAUUUUUCCUUACGAUAGCAUACGGAUUUGGGGAUUUCCGAAAAUUUGCCGCUUUUCGACGAGGCAAUGGUUGUGGACAACCCGCUAUGAAGUGCAAGUAUGUCCGGGUCUGGAAGAACGCAACUUGUGAUGCUGCGUUUGGAUUCCAAAAAUAUCUGUAUUGCAUGAGCAGCAAAGGCGGGAAUGUAAUUUUUGGGGACGCGCAGGGGCAUUUGUCAUGCGGAAUAGGCACCAAGAAACCCUGAAAAAAUCUGUGAUGCUAGGGCAUGCAUCACAGUCAUCCUGGCUCAUGCAAAACGUGCGUGACAAGUCUCAGAACCCUCCAGACCCAGACAUACUUGCAUUUGAUAUCCGCCCUUCGUCCUUUCCAGAGCCAACAGCGGGCUGCAGGCCAGUCCGAGCAGCGUUAAUACUACUUUGUCUCGCACGGGGAGCCAGCAGGUGCAGAAAUCGCUCGCGCAGUCUCCGACGGAAUUUCGGGAAGCGCUCAAGGAAAGUCCCAAUUUCGCGCUCCUGACGCGGAGCUCCACGACCAGUAGCAACGGGGGGAGCGAAGCGAACGCGAAUGGAAAUAGUAACGCAAACAACCUAAGUAAUGAUUUGGAAAUCGCGGACAUGAGUACGAUGACAACCACGAACGUAAAGAAGUCUACCGGUAUUCUUGAGGGAACAAUGGUAACCCCGAUGAAAUUACAAGGAGCAUCAAAUUCUGGAUUUUCCUCCAACGCCGCCCAACAUAAUUUACAACUCACAAAGACCACUAGCACGACGAGUACAUCACAGCAGGCGCAACUUGUUCAUCCGUCACAUCACCCAAAGAACAUGCAGAUCUUUCCCAACGUCCACCUGCAGCAAACGGACGAGCAGUUGAAUCUGAGCUGGCGUGUACCAAAUGCAAAUCUCGGUCUGGGUCUGGAAACUUGUGAUGCUGGUUGAGAAAGACGGGACCACGCCUCAAUUGGCUGCAAUGCAUGACAAGUUUCGGAUGUGCGACAGUGUUUGCUACCCGCGUGACAGAGUGAGCGUCUGCAUGACACCAGAAAAGUGGGGCUUUUGGCUGACGUGCAUGACAGACUUGAGAGUCAUGUUAGCAAAGCACGACAAACCUUGCAUUUUUUCAGACCCAGGCAAAUUUGCAGGUGAUAGCGCGAACGGUCGGCGCUGUCGGAGUUCCAGCGGAUCUUGUUCAAAGAGGACCGGUAACAAAUGCAAAAAUGUCUGGGUCUGGAAGGUGGCAACUUGCCAUGGUAAAGCUGGAUCAUGUAAAAAUCUGUGUUGCACGAUUGCCAAAAGCUGUCCACUUUUGACCAAGUUAGGACGGAGUUUCUCAUGCAGGAUAGGCAUGGCAGAGAUCUCGAAGAGUCUGUCGUGCUAAGUCCCGCAUUCCAGACCUCAUGGGUCAUGGAAAAUCUGCAUGACAAGGUUACACUUUUCCAGACCCAGACACUUUUGCACUUGAUAACCGGGACCGGCUCUUUGAGCAUCUGAAGGACCACAAGUUCGCGUACUAUCGACUGAACUCCGAAUUGACGAAAGAGCUCGAGCAGAGCCAAAAGUGGCAAGACUCCGAGUUGUGGCGCGGGCUUGGGCGCAGCGGGGUCGCGGCAACGAGUACUAGUAACAAUGCGGCUCCUACAACUUCCUCGUCUACAAUUUCCGGGCAGGCCUCGCGAGGAACCCGAAGCCGAGAGCAGCAGAGUGGCAGUUCUGCUGGCGUGGUGAGCUCUACUUUUCAGUCCGUUGGAACAACGGCCUCACGGUCCAGUGCCGCGAUGACAGCAGCAGUUGUUUCGGGAGUAGAAAUAGAACAUCAAAACCGUAUCGACAAUAUUAUCGAGAGAAAUAAUAACAAUCGCGCCAGCUCCACCAUCAAUGCGACUUCCCGCCCGCAAAGCAAAGAAUCCGAAACCUACCCACCCGAGGAGACGCACAGUAGUAACCGCAGGGGAGAAAUGAAUAGAACGACCCUCGCAGGAGCGGACAAUACCGACGACGUCGACGACUCUUUUUCGCACGGCGGCGACCCAAACGUGCUAACGCCGCGAAACAACGCGAGCAAGUCGCUUAGCUCCCCGAGCAGGACAAAUCAAGCUGCAGGAGGACCAGCUUCUAAUAAUAUCGCACCACAGCUGCAACACCAACAGCAAGACCCGCCGACGUCCUCCGCAGCAACAUCGUCGAGUAGUUGUACUACUUCUAGCACCUUUUUCCUCACACAGCGGUCGAUGCUGCGGUUUCUGUACUCCUCCAAAAUGAACCCGGCCGAAGCGAAAAAGCUGUUGGAUGUGCACGUGAAGAUGAUUCAGAAAAUGAAUUUGAAAGCGGUCUCGGACGAGGAUGUGCGGAAAAACUACAGUCGGGGCUUCUGCGUGCUCUCCGGGCGCGACUUCGAGGGCAGGCCGAUGAUCUGGAUCAAGUACAAGUUUAUCAAUCCCAACGAAAUCAAAAUCCCCGUGGGCAUCAAAUCCACGUGGCUGUCCAUCGACGCCGCGCUGCAGGACGUGUAUCAACUGCAAAAAUGUCUGGGUCUGGAAGAAUGCAUGUUUGUCAUGUUUGUCCGGCAUGACUUUUAAAAUCUGUCAUGCGUCUUACCCAAGAGUCCCAUUUUUCUGUCAUGCAGAAACGCAGUUUGUCAUGCAGAAUAGGCAACACCUAGAAGCUCAGAAGCUUGUCAUGCUGAGGCAGCACUUGUUGCCUCCUCAUGGUACGCCACCCAGCAUCACAAGUUUCCAGACCCAGACAUAUUUGCAAUUCAUAACGUGCCCAGCAUGGCCAAAGGGGUCCGAUUGGUGUACGACUUCAACGGGCUGCGGUUGCAGAACGUCGCCAGCGCGAGACCCUGGGAAUUCAAAGACGCGAUCUCGGCGGUGGCGUUCUGUCAUCCGAGCGUCAUUGCGAGCGUGGUAAGUACUUAAGUAUAAAAGUACGUCGACCGAGUUUAUUGUUGAGCUGCUGAUCAUGCUGAUGCAUUUUUUGCUGCACCGCAGAACAAUUCCAGUGAGAAACGGUUUGCGCAGUUCUUGUCUUCUCCCUUGAUAUCGUUCGUAUACCUUUUGCUUAUUUAUUUCAAUGAAAAUAAGCCCUUGUCCUCUCUUCAGGUUUUCCUUGACGCGCCGCCACUGCUCCGGCAUGCCUGGCAGAUCGCCCAGGCAAUGGUACCGAAGAAGCUGAAACGGGUGGUGCAGUUCGUUACAACGCACAACGUGCCCGAUUGGUACGCGGAGUUCUUAUCCACUGUACUUGAAAACUUCCCCACCCCACCGGAGUUCGUUGUCAUCCAAAUCUGCAAACCUAAAGGGUCUCUUAUGCGCAGGCCCAUGAGGAAGAGGACCUUCAUCUAAUGCUAUCUGUCAAUUUGGCAUGUGCGUGUGGUUGCACUAGCUAAGCAGGAGGACAACUACACUACGAGCCCAAGCGUGUCAUGCAAGACGUGUGGAUUUGUGUAGCUGCUGCUGCUUCCCCAUCUUGACUAUGGGGCGGGGACGUUUUUCCUUAGGACAGCUAUGCGAAGUGAGCCAGUUGCCUCGGUAUCUGGGUGGGCAGCAAGUACCAAAUGCGGAUUUCCACUCCUACCUGUUGCAUUUAUGAAGUGCAAAUAUGUCUGGGUGUAGAAGGAUGGGGCUUGUCAUGCGAACUCUCGAUGACGACAAGAUCUGUGUUGCAUGACUUGCAAAAGAUGCCCACUUGCUGCCAAUAAAGAAGUCGAUUUGUCAUGCGGGAGAGGCGUCAAGGAAAGAAGUCCCAUAAAAUCUGUGAUGCUUCUUUGUCCAUUCCAGACCAGGUGCGUGGUCCGCGAGAUGCAUCACAAAUCUUGCGAUCUUUUCCUAGACCCAGCCGUAUUUGCAUUUGAUAGCAUCGCGUAAAAAACGAUUCUCUGCUGUAUUGAGGUAUUAAAACGAUGAAGCGGAUUCAUUGUAAUGAAACAUGACAAAAUCACACGAGAAAAGCGCGUUUUCCAUGUUGCCAA